AUGAGACCAAGCCCAGGAACAACCAACCAUGGCGACUUAUCAACCAUCUUGGAAGACGAUAUUGAGGUUGGAGUCAUCGAGUUCCAUCAUUCAGAUCCUUCGAAGCCCUCUCUCACUCUCGUCGGCCAUAGUGGUUACAAGAAGAGUCCUUCACUGAGAGUUGAGACGACAAAAUCCAUCUCGCCGGCCACAGUCAGUCUGCUUUUGCGCAUAGUGAGUCUCGAGAAACGUUCCAGGCGCAACGUUAAACCAGGUAUCUGCCGUUCCACUUGUCUCCUGCAUCGUUCGGUUGGUCCCUCUGGUCUUGUGUAUACCUUAGAGUGCAGCAUUGUGUGGUUCGACGGCGAGUCAGCUUUUGGACCACUGGCAACCAAGAAAGAGGACUGGGCCACUCUUACUCAAUUCUUUCCAGAGCCCACAAAUGCUCAGAGCAAGUCUUGGACGCCACAAGAGUUUUACGCCAGCGUACACUCUCCACCAAACGAUGCGACUGUUCCUGAAUUAGUCGAGCAAAAGGUCCUUGAAACCGAUCUGUACCCCUUCCAGAGACGCGCCGUCGCAUGGAUGCUGCAUCGAGAAACUUCUUCUCGUGACCAAAGCCAAAGCCGGUUAUCCUACACUUCGGUCAAAGACGCAAAUGAACAGGCGUGUUUCGUCAGCCACUUGGAGGGCGUUGUGUGCUCUGCUGCACAGUUUGGUGCCUUCGAAGAACCAAGGGGAGGAAUCCUAGCAGAGGAAAUGGGUCUUGGUAAAACGUGCGAGCUCAUCGCGCUAAUGUGCCUGAAUAAGCGAAAGAUGGAUACCGAGAAUAUAGAAGAUCACACGCUCAUCAAAUCUCGAGCUACACUGAUCGUCACACCUCCGACUAUCUUGCAACAAUGGAAAGACGAAUUGGCUCGGCACGCCCCCGGUCUUUCAGUCCUGCACUACAAGGGUGUCUCUGAUGUUGAAUCGUCCAAGCAAGAAGUGCAGGACAUCACAAAAGACUUGGCAGAGCGGGAUGUAGUCAUCACGACCUACUCUGUCUUAUCGAAGGAGGUGCAUUUUGCCGUUGACCCUCCUGAGCGUUCAAUGCGACAUCGAGACCGCAAGCGCACUCGUCCUCGCAGCCCUCUGGUGCAAAUGCACUGGUGGAGAGUCUGCCUGGAUGAGGCUCAAAUGGUCGAGUCGGGAGUCAGUGCAGCAGCUCGGGUGGUCUCACUUCUACCGCGUAAGCACGCCUGGGCAGUGUCUGGCACGCCUCUAAAGAAGGAUAUCCAAGAUCUGUUUGGACUUCUCGUUUUCCUCAGAUAUCAACCCUUUUGCAACUCUUCAGCAAUCUGGACCCGACUGAUACAUCAAUAUGGCGACUUGUUCAAAACAUUGUUCGGCCGCAUCACUCUGCGUCACACCAAGGAUCAAGUACGACAUGAACUGCGAUUGCCUCCUCAGAGGAGGGUCGUUUUGACAUUACCAUUCACCCAGGUCGAAGAUCAAAACUACAAGACGUUGUUCGAGACGAUGUGUGAUGAGUGCGGGUGUAGAUCGGAUGGAUCUCCUCUGACCGAUAAUUGGGACCCUGAAUCGUCUGCAAUACUGCAAAGGAUGAGAGCCUGGCUUUGUCAAUUACGACAAGCUUGUUUACAUCCACAAGUUGGUGGCAGGAACAGAAGAGCGCUUGGGCGUGGUCAAGGUCCUCUGCGUACUGUGGCCGAGGUCCUCGAAGUCAUGAUAGAUCAGAACGAGACAUCCAUUCGCACGGAGUCUCGUCUUGCCAUCAAUACCGAGCUUCUGCGAGGUCAUAUCAUCGGUAACGCAAAGGAUGACGAACACAGAGCUGAAAAGGCACUAGAGAUUUACAAGUCAGCACUCAAGGGGUCUGAAGCGAUUGUCGUCGAGUGCAGAGCCGAUCUUGCCAGAGCGGCUGCUCAUGCAGUUAGUCUCAAAAAGACACCCGACGACUCAGAGCAUGAGAAGUCAACAGAAGAAAUCGCUGAAGGACGGUGCAAAGUCGCUCUGCAUUCUGCAUUGCAACUGAAGCAUGCAUGUGCCUUCUUCGUCGCAACAGCGUUUUUCCGAAUCAAGUCCAACACCAUCAUCACCGAGCCAGACUCGGAGAGAUUCCAAGAACUCGAGCAACAGGAGUCGACCUACUACGAAUCUGCUAAGCUAACUCGCAAAGAGAUCCUGAAUGAUGAUUCAUCCAAAGCCGAGAGACUCAUGCACACGAUAGAACAGGAGAAGGACCUGAUUCUCAAGGCAUCCAGCCUUGCUACUUUGGAGAGUUUUGGAGGUGUGGAGAACGUCAAGAUAGUCCACAAAGCUCACGACCUUGCCAAAAUCAUGAACGCGCAGGCAAAGCUUAUCGAUGAAUGGAAACAAAAGGUGACUGAGCUAUUGCUCAAACCUUUGGUCGACAAGGACGAGGACAGUGUUCAAACCACCGGUGACGAGUACGAAGAUUCGACCAAAUCACAGGAUGCUCUGAAUGCUUAUCUGGAUGCGCUUCGCGCCAUUGUCGCUGAUCGCUCGACUUGUAUCACAGGACAGAGUGCACCUCUUAUUGAUCAAGAGGUGACGUCUGUGAUCCAGGAGGCCAGAGCGGGCCGAUGGCGUCCCCCAGAACCUCUGCUCGAGCUGCUUGCGAUUCGCAAUCGUCUCAAGCAAAAGCCUGACGGCUUGUUGUCUGUGCGUGGCUUGGUGCACGAGAUACGUGGCAUUGAAACGGCACUCGACUGGCAAGAUGGCACCACACGAGCUGGUGCUGAACUUCAGAUCGUUAGGGGUCAAGCAAAGCAGCUCGCUGCUAUCGCCAAGGAAGAAACCGAAGUCCUGACACGUCUCGAGGAAUUGAUCGAACUCUUCUCCACUACGGUCAAUUUGCGGCUGGACUUCUACAGACAGCUCCAGGUAAUUUCAGACACUGUUGCUCCUUACAAAGAGGACUCUUGGGAUGAUACUUUGGAUGUGGCUGCUCUCGAAACUGCAACCCGUCGACAGGAGGCCCAAAGCAAGGCACUUGCCGCUCUGAAGACAAAGAAUCGAUUCCUGCUCCACCUGCGCGCUGAGAGCACAAACUCGCAAGAAACACAACGAAUCUGUGUCAUUUGUCAAAGCUCGUUUGAACAGGGAGUCCUCACCGUUUGUGGCCAUCAAUACUGCAAGGAGUGUAUAAAUCACUGGUGGAGUGCUCAUCGUACCUGUCCUGUUUGCAAGCGCCAUCUCGUGCUUGCAGAUUUCCAUCAAAUCACGUACAAGCCGCAGGAGCUGCAGGCACAGGAGGAGCAGUCUGAACCUUCCUCGCCAAGCCAAGGCUCCAGCCAGAGUGCGACACCUGGAACUACUCUCUAUGCCGACAUUGGCAACGACACACUUGCCCAGAUCAAAUCCAUUGAUCUGAACGGUUCGUUUGGUACGAAGAUAGAUACCCUCGCACGACACAUCCUCUGGAUACGCCAGCAUGACCCCGGUGCCAAAGCCAUUGUUUUCAGUCAAUUCAGAGAGUUUCUCGACGUCCUCGGCACCGCGUUUAAGCAGUUCGGUAUCGGUUACUCGCGUAUGGGGAAGCCAGGCGCAGUCGACCGAUUCAAGAACGACGCCGGUAUCGAGUGUUUUCUGCUAGACGCAAAGACGGACUCUUCAGGCCUGAAUCUCGUCAAUGCGCAAUACGCGUUCCUCGCAGAGCCGCUCAUCAAUACGGCAAUCGAACUGCAAGCCAUCGCUCGCGUACACAGAAUCGGCCAACAGCGACCAACCACCGUCUUCAUGUAUCUCAUCGGUGAUACGGUGGAAGAAGCCAUCUACGAAAUCUCGGUGGCCCGACGUCUAGCCCACAUGCAGAAAGCCACUAGCACCAAGCAAGAGUCACAGCGAUCGAAGUCAGCAACGCCCGCACUGGGGGAAGCAGCCAUCGAUGCAGCCAACUCGCUCGAAUUGCAACAAGCGCCCGUGUCAAAGCUGCUCGUACAGGGCAAAGGCGAUGGCGAAGUGGUGCCCAACGACGAUCUGUGGAGUUGUUUGUUCAGUCGUUCUGCUAAAAGUCAACGACAACAGCAACAACCGAUUGUCGUCUUGGCAGAGCUCGAAACGGAAGUUGCAAGACACUUGCGUGGGGAAGCGGCUGAGAAUAGACUUUGCUGA
Aureobasidium namibiae CBS 147.97 is the source of this 4119-nucleotide messenger RNA. RefSeq lists its product as uncharacterized. The transcript is spliced from 3 exons. Gene Ontology annotation, cellular component: nucleus. Gene Ontology annotation, molecular function: ubiquitin protein ligase activity; ATP-dependent chromatin remodeler activity; ATP binding. Gene Ontology annotation, biological process: protein polyubiquitination; DNA damage response. Bases 1 to 4119 code for a protein of 1372 amino acids. The record is from RefSeq and is a predicted model, not a curated record. Lineage: Eukaryota; Fungi; Ascomycota; Dothideomycetes; Dothideales; Saccotheciaceae.